AUGAGCAUGCCAAAGCACCAAAGCACAACUGUGGCUGACCCGCAUCAAGGUGAAAAUCUCCCAGCGUUCCUGCACCGCAUCAACUUCAGCCUCGACGCCGGGGGCGCACCCCGCAAGCCUUUGUCGGCUUCGCUGAACAGUGCUGCGCCAGGCCACACAGCCUUCGGGUCUCUCAGCUUCCCGCCACUGCAGACGAAGACCAACUUCUCGACGCCCAAAGUUUUUCAUCCCUCCCAGUCGGUGUGCUCCACUGAGGAUCCUCAACCCGAUCUGCAAAAGACUUCUGCCAAAGAACGUCCUUCAACCUCUACCUCGGCAUCCAUCAACGGCUCUGAGACACAGGCCCUCCAUCACGAAGCUCCUCCAUCGAAAAGUUCCCGAAACAAAGAUCACCACGAGCUUCCCGUGUACGCCUUAGCACAAACUCUUCGAGCAAGCUCCAUUGGUGCCACAAUGGCUCCAGGAAUCCCAAAUGAGGCCAGUGGCCUUGGAUGGAGCAAGUACGCUCCUAGCGUUCAGAACGACGGAUUAUCCAAGGGCGGUCUCAACAAGCGCACUGCCGAAAGCAUCGCUCGCCAGGCUGAAAUUGAUGCCCGUUUAUCCAAGCUUCGUUCGCGUCGCGAUCCCAUGACCGAGCAGCGCGAUGAGGCUCGUCGCCUCGAGCUAAUUGCUUCCCAAAAGGCGGCCGAGGAUGAACAUGCCCGCAAGAAGGCUGAGCGUGUCAAGCUUGAGAAAGAAGAGCAGGAGCGGAUCAAGCGCCAGAAGGAAGAAGAGGAGCGCCUCCAGCGCGAAAAGGAAGAAGCCGAACGCCUCCGGCGUGAGAAAGAAGAAGCCGAGCGUCUCCAACGUGAGAAGGAGGAGGCUGAGCGCCGUCAACGGGAGAAAGAAGAGGCCGAGCGCCUUCAACGUGAGAAAGAAGAGGCUGAACGCCUCCAGCGUGAAAGAGAGGAGGCCGAGCGGAUCAAGCGCGAAAAGGAAGAGGCCGAAGAGGCUGCCCGUCGUGCCGCUCUCUACGAGCGCAUCGAUCAGGUCGAGGAAGACGGCUUGAGCAAGAUCCAAGCCAUGCAACUGGAACUCCAGAAGAGCAUUGAGGAGUCUACUAUGCGCCAACAGCAAAUAUCGAACGACAUGAAUGCCAAAAAGAGCGAGAUAGACGAGGUUCAAGAGACCUUGAAGCGUGUCCAGCUCGAAUUCCAGGAUUUGCAGGAUGCUGAAGUCUCAAUCACCGCCAAGCUCGAGGCAGAUACGAGGGAAUGCGAUGAGCUUCAGACAGCCAGUGAGCAGAUCAUUGAGCGCGCCUCCACUUUGCGGAAGGAAGUCGAGGAGAAGACGCUGAAGUCGCUCGAUGAGAUCGAGGCCUUUAAGCUGCCGGGCAAUAUCGAACAACAGACUGCUCCUGCUUUCAAAGACGACAAGCCAACGCCGCCCGAUGACCAGUCCAGCACGGAUUCCUCAAGUGAGCCCGACGGUUCGUCUCAGGAACAAGCUUCACCUCAACACAAUGGUGACAAGACCAAGCAUGACAAGACUGGCAAUGGCGGUGUUUCCCAGGGUGAUGUAGUGCAGUCGAAGCCCAACAUCGUGGAGAAUGGCAAGGUCAAGAACAUCAUGUCCACUGAGCCAGUUUCAACGCAUCGGAAGGCGAACAGCAACCAGAGCCUGGAGAACAAGUUCAAGUUCGAAGAAUGGCCUUCUCAAGAGGCGAGGCCUUUUGGUGGAGCUCAGAAGCGUUUGGUCAAGUUGUACAACCUCCCCAUUUCGUCCACUGUUGCGAGUAUCCAGGCCUUUGUCUGGGGUGGACGUAUCGAGAAGAUUGAGUACACGCCUGGCAAUACCUACGCGUGGAUUCUCUUCAUGCGCGGUCAGGACUGCGAGAAGUACUACAGUGAUACCGCGAACGGCAUCGAGCAUCCUGAUGGCAACCGCACCAUCUGGGUUGAGUUGGGUGAGGCGGUUUCGGUCAAUGAGACGCUUCGUGGCUUCUACGACGCCGGUCACACUCGUUGUGUUCGCGCUGUCGGUGCUGAUGAGGAUUGGGGCGAAACUGCUCUUGUCAAGCUUGCUUCGGCGAAGAAGCGCAAGCUGGAACGCAUUGUCAACGGCGCCAACCCCAAGGGUCUUCGCGUGAUCGAGUUCCGUUUCACCAACAUCGUCGAUGCUGGCCGUUUCAAGGUAGAGCUCCAGAACGACAUUGACUGGGAGCACUGCAACAUCUACUUCGGCACUGACCCCUGUGAGACCAACACCGGUGUCCACUUGGGCGUUCAGUGA
This is a messenger RNA of Lasiodiplodia theobromae, 2271 nucleotides long. RefSeq lists its product as uncharacterized. The record is from RefSeq and is a predicted model, not a curated record. The coding region runs from base 1 to 2271 and encodes 756 amino acids. The transcript is spliced from 4 exons. NCBI's taxonomy places the organism in Eukaryota, Fungi, Ascomycota, Dothideomycetes, Botryosphaeriales, Botryosphaeriaceae.